Lactuca saligna is the source of this 351-nucleotide messenger RNA. The record is from the annotation of a GenBank genome assembly. Lineage: Eukaryota; Viridiplantae; Streptophyta; Magnoliopsida; Asterales; Asteraceae.
AUGGUGAAAAAAGGGAUCGAAGAAUGGCAAAGACAACAACAGUGGUGGAGUUUUCGAAUCGAGCCAAUGGAAGAAACUAAGAGUGGUUAUAUAGUGAAAGUAGAAAAAGAUGAAUUCUUCCCUGCAGAUCUUCUAUUGCUUUCAUCCAGCUACGAUGAUGCAAUUUGUUAUGUUGAAACAAUGAAUCUUGAUGGCGAAACACAGAUUCCAAGCUUCGAAGCACAGAUUACAUCUAUGGCUCCCCUGCAACUACACCGGCCACCGCCUACAAACAUCGAUUGCAUCUUUUCUGCUUUCGUUCUCCACCUUCGUCGAGUCAACCAGGCAUCGAAGUGCUUCCCACUUUUCUGA